Messenger RNA from Annulohypoxylon truncatum, 1923 nucleotides. RefSeq lists its product as uncharacterized. NCBI's taxonomy places the organism in Eukaryota, Fungi, Ascomycota, Sordariomycetes, Xylariales, Hypoxylaceae. The record is from RefSeq and is a predicted model, not a curated record. The transcript has 4 exons. The coding region runs from base 565 to 1662 and encodes 365 amino acids.
GAGGGGCUUUCACUGCCUAUUUGGGGCUGAACGUCGAUGUUAGCGCAGAUUCGGUGUUUAUUUUAGGGGCUGGUAGCUGAAGGGUCGGGAGUUGAUCUCCUAAAAUUACUGGCCCAGGUGCUUGUUACUUAGGCGAAUUGCUUAAUGUGACUUAGAAGCACUUUGCGGCUGAGUUUCAGGCACGUCUCACCGCACAGCGGGAUCAUUAGCGAUGAGGCGUAGAAUAAACUAAUUCCCGUUUCAUGUCCUCAUUUGGAUCAGAGCCACAGGCCUGCCUAGGUAGUCAAGCGUUCCUACUAGGAACUUCCUAGUACAAAACGUGGGUCUAUUGCCAGCAAUACAGCUGCAAUGGUCUAUGGUUGUGUAGAUUAGAGGAGCCGUGAGAGCUUCUUUUGGCGUUGGCAGGAAUAAAAACAGGGGUUUAUAACGGGCUUCUUCAGCCCUAAAGGCGCCUUUCGUGGACCCCAAAAGCGACAUUCGGCCAAGCAGGGUAUGAAUUGUGGAAAGCCAAGAGCCCUAUGCAAGUUUCGUAUAGAUUAAUUUGGAUGUACCGACCAUUGUUUGAUGGGACUCUUUGGAUUCUCAGAUCCUUCAUUAACCUCCCGCAAGCGCCUGAUACGCGAGGGGAUUACACUUCUUCUCUCUUUCGUCAAUAUACAGCGGCGACGGACCGCCUCGAAUUCAACGCCAAACACCAUGACGCGGUCGCUCAGAUCGGCUGUCGCUGCGUUAUGUCUUUGGGGUAUAGCAGGAGUUAAGGGGGAGGACGGUGUAAACAAAUUCACAUAUCCCGCGACGGAUGGCCUCCUAUGGAACUACCGCGACACAGUUAUAACGUCAUACGAAGGCAACAUAUCUGCGCCGUUGUUGUACACGUUCUGCAAGGAUUCUAAAGGGACUGUCGAACAGGAACGGCUCGACCAUGUUAAUGGCCCUAAUACGACGGCGUCGAUAAUUCUCGAUUUCGUUGUUGCUGAUCCCAUAGCGACGUGCUGGUUCAACAUCAGACUCGACGAACCCGACAGUCCUGUCGGCGCCAACAGCGCAAGUUUCCAGUACAACUCAACUGAGGGAGACCGGAAAACGUUUAGUCUCGCGCCGACCUCCACCUCCGCAACCAGUUCCCCAACUUCGUCUUCGACGCAAUCCGGGGUCAGUACUACCAACCCCGCAAUAGCGACGACAAGCGCGACGACCCCGUCCGCUAGCGCCUCCGCUAGCCACACCCCCGGAUUAUCGCCCGGGGCUUCGGCAGGCGUGGGCGUUGGGGUAGGACUAGUCGGCAUAGCGAUUGGCGCAGGGGCCGCGCUUUUCUUCUACCGACGGAGCAGGAAGCGGGGAGAUGAUGAUGGUCAGGGGGAGAUCGCGCCGACGAAGCCCGAGUUGAUGGGCUCGUCGCCAUAUCCGCCGUCGGCCGGGGGUUCGCCAAACGUGUCGGUUUCAGAGUAUCCCAAGUCGGGCUACUACGCGCAAGUCCCCAAUAACGAGAUACACGAGGCGCCCGCGUUCCAAGACGGCGUUGUUAAGAGCGAGUUAGGAGCGCCGCACGGCCCGUACAACGAUGCAGCCGCGGAAUUGGAACAGCAGAAGUUUCGCGGUACACCACCUGUUGUUGCUAGGCAGGAGAUGGAGGCGGCGCCUGUGAUACAUGAGAUGCCGUAGAGCAUAGAAUAGGGACGGUUAUGGUCGCAUAUUUUAGAAAACUUAUAAUGUAUUAAUAAGGAAGUGAAAAAAAACGAGAUUGUCUUCGUCAGACAAACUUACCUUACCCAGCUGGUUUUACUAUGUAUGUAUGUAUAAUUGGACGGGUCUUGGUUUAAUUUGCCGGCGGUGAGAAAAGGACUGGGCAGGCAGGCAAGUAUGUAGGCACCUACUACGUAGUAGGGACGUAGAUAGGCUGGUAGGUAAGCAAAUAUAUUCGCU